Messenger RNA from Histoplasma mississippiense, 636 nucleotides. RefSeq lists its product with no specific name. Bases 1 to 636 code for a protein of 211 amino acids. The transcript has 2 exons. The record is from RefSeq and is a predicted model, not a curated record. Lineage: Eukaryota; Fungi; Ascomycota; Eurotiomycetes; Onygenales; Ajellomycetaceae.
AUGCGCUCAAUCAUCUACCUCGCAAUCAGCGCCUUUGCCGCCGUUGUUGCCGCGCAGGCAAAUAAUCCUUUCAAUGUCCCACCUGGAGGCUACAGCCCCGUUGCUGGCCAGCCCUUGACUCUGUCCUGGAAACCCACCACUAAAGGACUUGUCACCCUGAAAUUGCAGUUGGGCGACAAUGUUACUCCCGACGAUGGCAUUGUCCUUGCAUCCAGUAUCCCCAACGACGGCAGCUUCGUGGUUAUUUUACCCACAAGCCUCGGCCCAGGAACUGACUACAACUUCCAAAUCAUCGACGAUAGCGACCCAAGCAACUUCAACUUCAGCCCGAAAUUCUCUAUCAGCGGUACUACAGGCACUGCUACCGUGUUGACCCCGACCGCCACGCGUACCACUGCCUCCACCACCUCGACCGAGUCCACCAGCGCCACGACCACGCAGACGGAAUCGAGCACCACCCUAACCACGUCCGCCUCGAGCACGACGGAGAGCACAUCCUCCUCCACUCCCACUGCCACUCCCACUGCCACUUCCACCGGUGAAACCAAUCCCGCUCCAAAUCCAAACAGCGCCGUCUCUCUCACCCGUCCGGGCUUCAUGCUGUCUGCCGUCCUGGGGCUGAUGGCUUUCCUGUAA